AUGCACCACCACGUCCACGUCAGCGUCACCACCGAGACGAAGGUGCAUCUGAAGUCGCACCACGGCAAGUUCCUCUGCGCCGAGCAGUCGGGCAAGGUCGUCGCCGACCGCGCGGACUGCCGGGAGUGGGAGACGUGGACCAUGCGCACCACCAACGGCAAGACCACCUUCCAGUCGCACCACGGCAAGUACCUCUGCGCCGAGCCGUCGGGCAAGCUGGUUGCCGAUCGCUCCAGCCCCGCGGAGUGGGAGCACUUCCACGUCAUCCAACAGGGCUCCCACGCCGCGCUGCGUUCGCACCACGGCAAGUACGUGUGCGCCGAGAAGAACCACAAGGUGGUGGCCGACCGCUCGGCCCUCGGCCCGUGGGAGCAGUGGCAGGUCAUCCCCGUCGGGUCGCACUGCCUCCCGGCGGAGACGAAGGUGCAACUGAAGUCGCACCACGCCCGCUUCCUCUGUGCUGAGCCCUCUGGCAAGGCCGUCGCCGACCGGAGGGAAGCCAAGGAGUGGGAGACGUGGACCAUGGUCACCGCCAACGGCAAGGCCACCUUCAAGUCGGCUCACGGCAAGUACCUCUGCGCCGAGCCGUCGGGGAAGCUCGUAGCCGAUCGCUCCAGCCCCGCCGAGUGGGAGCACUUCCAGAUCGAGCACCACGGCUCGCAGGUGGCGCUGAGGACGCACCACGGCAAGUACGUGUGCGCCGAGCAGAAGGACUACAAGGCCGUCGCCGACCGCUCAAAGGUUGAUAUUUGGGAGAAGUGGCAGAUCAUCACCGUAGCCACUGUGACCCACCACCCGGUGCACUACGCGCCGCCGCCUGCGUUUGGUGGCUACCCUCCGGCGCCCUCCAGCGGCUAUCCUCCGCAGUCGGGUGGUUAUCCUCCCCAGCAGGGGUACCCGCAGCAGGGCUACCCUCCCCCGUCAGGUGGCUAUCCCCCACAGCAGGGCUACCCCACUGGCCUGAACCCGCCUGGCCAGUAUCCCCCUGGCCACUACUAA
Molecule: messenger RNA, 999 nt
Organism: Acanthamoeba castellanii str. Neff
Lineage: Eukaryota; Discosea; Longamoebia; Acanthamoebidae
Product: peroxidase
Exons: 7
Coding region: 1-999 (332 amino acids)
Cellular component (GO): nucleolus; striated muscle dense body; catalytic step 2 spliceosome
Molecular function (GO): actin filament binding; protein-macromolecule adaptor activity
Source: RefSeq, a predicted model, not a curated record